GUAAUAGUGGCAGUGAUGGUGGUGGUGGUGGUGGUGGUGGUGCGCCAGAACACAGGGCGGCAGUGUGGCUUUCUGUGGUGGAGGGAGAAGGAGGUGUGGGGUGUUCGCUACUCACUCUCACUCUCUCACACACUCUCUCUCUCUCUCGUACUCUCUUCCUUGCCCAAGACACCCCAAGCCCCGCCACUCGCCAGGACCCCCACGCCCCAGCCCCCAGCAAAGCAGAGGACGCCCCUUCCCUUGCACUGGAGGGGGCGAGGACUGGCGGUGGCGUCGGGGGCUGGGGGCGGGGGCAGUCUAGUGGCGGGGUGGAGGGGGAGGAGGGAAAAAGACCCCCUCAGCAGCCGGGAGUCCCCCUCCACCCCUACCCCUGUGGAUGCUGCUCACCUUUCCGCCUUACCUGGGAAAGACUCACCCGGAAAGACUAAUUUACCUGAGAAAACGCCAGUACUCGAAGCUACACUCUCACCUGCGCCACCUGGAAAAUUACCUGUUAUAUCGGAAGCCUCACCUGCAAAGACCGAUUUACCUGAGGACAUCCAAUUACCCCCGGGGAAACGCUCACCUGCGCUCAUCACAAAGUCACCUGUGAAACCUAUCGUGCCGAACAAAAAGCAGAGAAUCAUAUCCUUCUCUGACUUAACAAACGCCCUUGGGAUCCAGACACCACACAGGGGCAAGACCAGAGGAUCUUCCCCCCACCUGUCCUGGAACCCCUCACCUUUACACGGGAAAUUACCUGAAGAAGGGAUGGAUGUUGAGCUGCCUGUUCCCGAACACCUGGCCUGCCUGUAUGACGUGGUGAAGGCGGUGAAGAAUAGCAACGAGAACUUGUCGCCACAGGAAAUUGAGAACAAAUUCACUCAGUUGUCCCUGGCCUUCAAGACAGACCGCCUCACCCUGCGGCAGCGCCUGGACCUGCAGCAGCGCCACCGAGACACGGCCGAGUCCAACUUGGAGAAUGAGUUUAAGCACCUCAGGAGUUCCGUGCUGGCUCUGCACGCAGACUGCAUGGACUCAGAGCUGGUGGAUGCCGUCACACAGGUACGCCGACACCUGGAUGUCCUCGCCACGUCAUCCAACAGACUCAUCUCCACUUCCGAGGUGUGGGGCGCCGUGCAGCAGGAGUGGCGGGUGUCUCGUGCCCUUGAGGUUCUCUUCCUUCAUGUGGACAAUGUCAAGAGGAUGUACGAGCGGGACCAUCAGGAGCUGGUGGAGCUGAGGCGAGUGCUCAAGGAUUGCCAAAUUGAACUGCCGAAUCAAGGUCUGCUUGCCAACGGCACUGGGGGCAACAACCAGACCUCCACAGACUCUCCAGUUGCCAGUAGAAGGCUGAGGGCUCUGAGUCUGGCUAUAUGCAGCACCAAGGCUGCACAGUCCUCAGACACCAGGAGAGUCAGCGUUGCCUCCCCCUCCUCCAAGAGCUCUGCCAGUGGCUUUGCAGGAAGUGCUAGAUCAAGGGCCCGCCGUGCCUCCCUCAUGCCAGACCUCAAACCCUUCAGGGAGCAGCUGGCCGGCCUUACUGCUGCUGCCUUUGUUGCCUCCAGGGAGUCCUCUUCCUCCUCCUCUUCUGCAAGUGGCCUCAGUGCCCCCAAGGAGAGUGCAGAAGAGGGAACAGGGGGCAGUGGUACCACUUCUGGGAGGUGGAGCUGCAGCAUAACAGAGGAAGUCAAUGAGAGUGGGGAGGAGGAUGCCGGCAGCACUCAGGACACCACCUCCAGCACCACCUCCAAUGCUGCUGCCGCCGCCAUCAACAACAACAAUGAGGAUGACGACGACAACACCGCCAGCCUCCCCGCCUUCACCCCUGCCAACAUUGCCACCUUGGGCCACCUUCACCCUGACUUUCAGCUGGAAGAUGACCUGCUCACUGACUCAGAAGAAAGGGACAGUGAUGAUUCUGGCCAUUCAGAAAUAAGUCAAGCACCAUCAGAGGAGCCCAAGCCUUCCCUACCAUCUUUCCUAGACAGGUUCUGGGCCAGAUCAAGACCCCCACAGUGGGUGCUGGUGACCAUAGAGGGACUGAUAGGGUGGGCUAAGGGAGGGCAGUGGCCAUACUCCCAGCAGCAGACGGUGCAGGGGGCGCGGUAUGCCUUCACCUCCCUGCUGCUCCUGGUGGCUGCACUGUUCCUGCUGGUGACCCUCUCCUCAGGGGAUGCCAGCAUCCCACAGCCUCGCCACCCUGGCUGGACCACCAUGAACCACCUCCUGCACCCCUUCGUCACCCUGCGCUACCUGCAGACACCACCCACCUGACCCUCACACCUGACCCACGGCUCACCUGCCUGCUGGGAUGAGCACCUGCCAACGCACUCCUCACAGUGGACUGGCAGUGCUGCUACAUCCUGCAGAUGCUGUUUUUAUGGAUAGUUUUUAGUGUUUACCUUCUUGCUGAUGUGAAGUAAUAUAGCAGUUUUAUUUAUCACACUUCCUUUUGUUUGUCAUCAUGCCUCAUUUUAUACUUUUCCUCAUAGACUUGUUUCAUUACUUUUCAUGAUCAUUGAAAUGUGAUUGUAAAUGUUCUAUAGGAAACCAAACUGUGAAUUUGUGUGUGUGUGUGUGUGUGUGUGUGUGUGUGUGUGUGUGUGUGUGUGUGUGUGUGUGUAUGUGUGUGUGUGUGUGUGUGUGUGUGUGUGUGUGUGUGUGUGUGUGUGUGUGUGUGUGUGUGUGUGUGUGUGUGUGUGUGUGUGUGUGUGUGUGUGUGUGUGUGUGUGUGUGUGUGUGUGUGUGUCAACACUUGCAAACAUGCCUGUGUGUUAAAAUGAAAAGUGCAUUAUUUUUCUCAUUCAUCUUACCACCCUCAGCUGGUGUAGCUUCUUCUUUCAUCUUUCACUGGUACAGCUGCCCCUCCCUGCUGCUUCAGGGGUGCAGGGCUCCAUGUGGGCAGCCUUCAGGUCACAGCAGAUGGCAAGCACCUCAUGGUCAUACUCAUGAAAUCUCAAAUUUUAUCUUUUUCCUUGGUAUUUCUGACAUGUCUUUUUCUGUGGAUAUUUUUGUUAUAUAUUCCUUGCUUUCUCUGUUGUCAGAUUUCAUUAUCAUGGUGAGUUACAUCUCAGGCUCAGAUAAUAUUCAAAACCAUAAAAUGUUCUGCCAUUUUCUGACAGUGUAAAUAUUUUUUGGAAAGGAAAAGAUUUAAAACUGUAUUUCCUGUCAGUUUGAACUACAGGGAAGUGAGCAGUGAGUAUUGUAAGAGACGACAAGUACUGUGUGUCAUAGCACAAAGCCUGGAGACGGCUGAGGGGAUGUGGCUGUGACAGACUCAGACAGGUGGCAGUGAAGCAAGGAAGAUGAACAUAUUUAUAGUGCAAGAAAAAUGGACUUUAUCUUUGGAGUGAAGCGAUCUUUUGAACAAUCUGGAUGUGCUUUUUUUUUUUUUUUUUUUUUUUUUUUUUUUUUUUUUUGUCAGUGUUGAGCAGACAAGUUGAGAAGCAGUCUUCAAAGGGUAAACUGUGGAUCAUGUAUGCACACUUGGCAGCCUCCUGCAGCCACACAGCCUUCCUCCUUCAGCUUACAGGAGGAGCAGAGGUACAUGUGUACAUCAGGGAGCGCUGUCCCUGUACACUUGAUAGACUCCUGCAGCCACACAGCCUCUCCAUAAGUCAUUGGAGGUGCAUUAAAGUUAUUUUUUGUUAUGCUGCCGCUUUUAGUUACUCGGAUAAGAAAGGAGAGGCUAUGAAAUCCUGAGUGCCAUGUAUUAUGAAGUACUUUAUUUAUGUUUGAGGAGCAUUACUCACUGCUGUCAUGAUAAUGGAGGCUUAUUCUUGUCUUCCUUUAAUCUGCAUCUUCCUUUAAGAUGCAGAGAAUAAGUUGAGUUGACAACACAGUGUUUGUGUUCUCAGAAGAAUGCCAGUUUUAGGAGUGAAUACAAGAUUAUCACAUUGUUCAUUUCUGACAUGUAUCAUAGGGAGCAAUAUGUAUUUACUGUGAUAACAUUCAAAUGAAGUCAUGUAUAUCAAUAAAUUUAUAUGAUGA
Molecule: messenger RNA, 3972 nt
Organism: Scylla paramamosain (green mud crab)
Lineage: Eukaryota; Metazoa; Arthropoda; Malacostraca; Decapoda; Portunidae
Product: inositol 1,4,5-triphosphate receptor associated 2-like
Exons: 11
Coding region: 16-2256 (746 amino acids)
Source: RefSeq, a predicted model, not a curated record